GACACCGAAAUUGUCGUGUUUCGUCGUUUAAGUCUUUAAGGACAAGUUGGUGAUUAGAGUUGUUUCGUUUUUUUGACCCGCGCAGUGCCGAAAAUGAGACUCGAAGCUUUGCGAGCUGGCUUAAUAAGCCAGUGGUUCUCAAAUGAGGGUACGCGUACCCCUGGGGGUACUUGAAGGUAUGCCAAGGGGCCACGGAUCCGUGGAAGACAUGCUGGAUGUCGAGAAUAAACGUCUGUCCGAGAACCUGGCCACCAAAGUCUCGAGGCUGAAAUCUCUGGCGUACGAGAUCGACAGAGAGGCCGAAGACCAGAAUGAGUAUUUGGACGGCAUGGACUCCAACUUCCUGAGCGCCACCGGCCUGCUGAGCGGCAGCGUCAAGCGUUUCUCCAGCAUGGUGCGCUCCAGCCGAGACAACCGCCGCAUCCUCUGCUACGUCUCCGUGGGCCUGGUCCUGGCCUUCUUCCUGCUCUACUACCUGGUCUCCAGGAUCCAGCGCUGACGUCCACUGAGGCCGGACUCUAGAACAUCAUGUCUGCAAGACUUUGCACCAGGACGAAAGGAAAGGGGCGUGGAAGUGACCAGCAGGGGGCGUAGGAGCAGCUUUAAACCAAAAACCCAACUUCCUAGCGCUGUAAGUGCAUCAGAAGAGCUGGGUGUAUCUGGAGAAUUGGGGUGUGACAUUUUUAAUGGGGAAAGACGUCAAUGACUCUUGUUUUCAUGCUAGAAUUUAGAAUAUGAAAUGUCAUCAGUAACUAAACUUCUUAAAGUUCAAAGGAAGGACAAAUAUGCUUUAUUAGACUUUGCUGGUGACUCAAGGAUCAAGUCAAUCAUAUUUUGGAAAUAAUUCGAAGUUAAGUCAAAGUUGUAAUAGAGUUGCCUUACAUGCAUUAGCUUGGAACUCUUCUUAGCAUACACACAAGUUUAACUGCAAAGACUAAUUGGUACAUAUUUCUCUUUUGAUAUUGUUUGUUCAUGCUUAUGAUUUUUACGUUCACCUUUCUCAAUAUUUACAGGGAACAAUUAUGAGUUUUUUCUGCCUUAUGGUACUUUGUAGCAGGGGUGUCCAAACUUUUUACACAGAAAUCUAAGCAUCUGGAGACCAUUUUCAUAUGUUUUAUAUUCGUCUGUCUAUCUAUCUAUCUUAUCUAUCUAUCUAUCUAUCUAUCUACACACAUAGGGUAGAAAAUGAAUGGAUGGAUGGAUAUAAAUAUGUAUAUAUAUUAUAUAUAUGUAUAUGUGUUUGUUGUUGUUUUUUACUUGUAGGUCUCCCCUCAAGUUUGGUCCCAAGAACCGGGAAGGGUAUUCGUCAUAAAAAAGUCAUACAUUUAUUUUUUUCUUAUUUAUUAAACGCUUAAAUCUC
Nerophis ophidion (straightnose pipefish) is the source of this 1360-nucleotide messenger RNA. RefSeq names its product Bet1 golgi vesicular membrane trafficking protein-like (gene bet1l). Gene Ontology annotation, molecular function: SNAP receptor activity. Bases 143 to 499 code for a protein of 118 amino acids. The transcript has 4 exons. NCBI's taxonomy places the organism in Eukaryota, Metazoa, Chordata, Actinopteri, Syngnathiformes, Syngnathidae. Gene Ontology annotation, cellular component: Golgi trans cisterna; SNARE complex. Gene Ontology annotation, biological process: regulation of retrograde vesicle-mediated transport, Golgi to ER; retrograde transport, endosome to Golgi. The record is from RefSeq and is a predicted model, not a curated record.